This is a messenger RNA of Aspergillus aculeatus ATCC 16872, 1101 nucleotides long. RefSeq names its product homoisocitrate dehydrogenase lysB (gene lysB). The record is from RefSeq and is a predicted model, not a curated record. Gene Ontology annotation, cellular component: mitochondrion. Lineage: Eukaryota; Fungi; Ascomycota; Eurotiomycetes; Eurotiales; Aspergillaceae. The transcript is spliced from 4 exons. Gene Ontology annotation, biological process: tricarboxylic acid cycle; isocitrate metabolic process. The coding region runs from base 1 to 1101 and encodes 366 amino acids. Gene Ontology annotation, molecular function: magnesium ion binding; NAD binding; isocitrate dehydrogenase (NAD+) activity.
AUGGCUGCUGCUGCUAGAACCCUUCGCAUUGGUCUCAUCCCCGGAGACGGUAUCGGACGGGAGGUCAUCCCGGCCGGUCGCCGCGUUCUGGAGGCUCUCCCCUCCUCGCUGAACCUGAACUUCAGCUUCGUCGAUCUGGAUGCCGGAUUCGACACCUUCAAGCGGACCGGUACCGCUCUUCCGGACAAGACGGUCGAGACCCUGAAGAAGGAGUGUGAUGGCGCUCUAUUCGGAGCCGUGAGCUCCCCCAGCACAAAAGUCGCCGGGUACUCCUCCCCCAUCGUCGCGCUCCGCAAGAAGCUCGACCUGUACGCCAACGUGCGGCCCGUCAAGACCACAGCCGGAGGCAGCCACAACGGCAAGCCGAUCGACCUGGUGAUCGUGCGCGAGAACACGGAGGACCUGUACGUGAAGGAGGAGACGACGCGCGACACCGCGGAGGGCAAAGUGGCCGAAGCGAUCAAGCGGAUCUCCGAGCGGGCGAGUUUCCGCAUCGCCAGCAUCGCGGGGGAGAUCGCGCUGCGGCGCCAAAAGAUCCGCACCGCGGGGCCCCCCGGGCUAUCCACGACCGCCCGCACCAGCCCCAUGGUGACGAUCACGCACAAGUCGAACGUGCUGUCGCAGACGGACGGGCUGUUCCGCGAGACGGCGCGGCGCGCCCUCGCCGCAAACCAGUUUGCCGGCAGCGUCGAGGUCGAGGAGCAGAUCGUCGACUCGAUGGUCUACAAGCUCUUCCGCCAGCCCGAGUACUACGAUGUCAUCGUCGCGCCCAACCUGUACGGCGACAUCCUGUCCGACGGCGCCGCCGCCCUCGUCGGCAGUCUGGGGCUGGUGCCCAGCGCCAACGUGGGUGAUGGCUUCGCCAUCGGCGAGCCCUGCCACGGCAGUGCCCCCGACAUCGAGGGCAAGGGCAUCGCCAACCCCAUCGCCACCCUCCGCAGUGUCGCCCUCAUGCUCGAGUUCCUCGGCGAGGAGGCCGCCGCCGCCAAGAUCUACGCCGCCGUCGAUGCCAACCUCGAUGAGGGCAGGUUCCUCUCCCCCGAUAUGGGCGGGAAGGCGACCACCCAGCAGGUUCUGGAUGAUGUCCUCAAGCGUAUGUAA